UUUACCCCUUCCUCCCUCACUGGUUUGCGCUUUUGCAAGCAGCCAUGGCCGAUUUCUCAUUCCUUUCUGAUAGCAGUGACUCAGCAGUUGAAGAGAUUCUUGCUCAAGCAAUGGAUCAAUCCAUUCUCGAACAGGUAGCGGCCAUCAAUUGCUCUGGUUUCUCAGAGUCUGUUCUCCCCACUGACCUCGAAACCAGAUUUCGCAAACUCAAAUCCUUCCCAGUAACAAACCAAAAGCAGAGAACUGGGGAAAACCAUCUUCUAUCUUCCAAUUCCAUGAAAAAAGAACCCACGAGCUUCAAUCCACACAUGAAGACACCCACCUCGUCGUCUAACGAAGCGACUGCUGAUACCCAAUCUCAAGAACAGUUGCAGAGCUCAAAUAAAGGUAUAGGAAGCCCAGAUUCAUUUUCUGAUGUAGAAAAUGUUGUUUCUACUUCUAAGAAAUACAGUGAGAAAAAGGGCUUGAAGUCAAAAUCGAAAUCAAAAAGUGGGUCUACCUCAUCAUCUCCUUCUGCUUCUUCCGACUCCUCCGAAGUUUUAUCUCCUCCUCGGCAGAAAUGCUGGCUUUGGUGUUCGCCCAAGAAGGUAUCCAGAAAAAAGGACAAGAAGAAGAGAGUGGAAGAUCUCCUUGACACACUCGAUUGGGAUAAGGAUGAUGAGCUUUUGUCGGAUUGGAGUAUGUUUUCACCGAAAGACCAGCAAAAGAAGCUGAAGAAGGCAUUGAAGGAGGAAGAGAAGGUUGCUAGGGAAGCUAAGAAAGUAGUGGAAUGGGCUAAGCAGGCAUCUGCUAGAAUGAAUGUGUCUGUGACUCCUGAUGUUUCAAGUGAUGAUGAAAGAUUCAAGUGAUACAUUUGGGUCUAUCAUCAUGAAGAAACUUACAUGGUCAGCUGUGGUUUAUCUUUCUGUUCCACUUCUCAACACCUAUUGGCUUCUUGGUUCUUUUGGGAUGCCAG
This is a messenger RNA of Telopea speciosissima, 955 nucleotides long. RefSeq lists its product as uncharacterized. NCBI's taxonomy places the organism in Eukaryota, Viridiplantae, Streptophyta, Magnoliopsida, Proteales, Proteaceae. The transcript has 2 exons. The record is from RefSeq and is a predicted model, not a curated record. The coding region runs from base 45 to 848 and encodes 267 amino acids.